Petromyzon marinus (sea lamprey) is the source of this 1857-nucleotide messenger RNA. The record is from RefSeq and is a predicted model, not a curated record. NCBI's taxonomy places the organism in Eukaryota, Metazoa, Chordata, Hyperoartia, Petromyzontiformes, Petromyzontidae.
UUGUAGCUAUUCGUAGCUGAUACAAUGAAAUAUAUAUGUGAUGUUGAAAUGGAUGAAUUUGAAGUUGUUUGAAAUAAGACAUACAUUGUUCUCGUUGAAAAGAUAGGGGAAUAUGACGCGUGCUUUCGCAGCUGGUGAUGUCACGGCGCGUACUGAAGCAGCCUCACGGGAUUUUCAACUUCCCAACCUGAUGAAGCCCGAGUCGGGAAGUUUAAAUGAUGUCGUGAAAAGCCUUAAACUACCUUUGAGCUUUAUUGGUUUGAAUGUGAUCAACACCUUGGCAUGUACGAAUGUUGUCUUUUUAAAAGUUUUACUUUUGUCGAGUGGUGGGGGCUUAGCAACGAGAAUUUUGACAAAGAAUCUGGCACGUGGCCAAAUCUCUAAAUAUAUGGAUCAGUAUUCAUGUAUCUGACUAUUCAAUUAAAAAUAACUAGGGAUCUGCUUAUUAAAAUAUAACUUUAGCGAUGACACAUUUGACUUUUACCUCAUGGUAUACGUUAAUAUAGAAAUGCAGUAAUGUCCUUGGCAUAAGUAUAAAGGGCAAAGGUGCAUCAUUGCAAUGGAUUUAUUACAGCACCGCUGGCAGACUCCACUUAAACGACCACUAAAUAUCCCCUCUAGAGGAUAAUGUAUAUACUCAUGUAUGCUUACAUAAGUGUUAAUUUUAUAGCCAAUAAUUUUAGCUAAAUUCUACGAACAUAGGCUAGACACAGGGGAAAGCUCUCAAUUCCGGAACUUUUCCACAGAGAUCGGGAUGGUUCCACUAUUUGUAGAAUGGGUCCGCAAACUGCAGAAAUACUCUUAAACACAGCUGCCACGUUACCCACACAAACAUGGCAUUAUCUCUAACAAGUAUAAGAUCAUAAACAGAACAAUGUAAUCAACGUCCGUGAAAACAAUUAAUAAAUAGAACCAAUAUUAACGUGUGGAAUCGCUGACUCACAAUUUUUUUGUCUCAGGUGGGAAAAUAUCGACGAGUUUAAUGAGACAGACAUAAGGCAUUGGGUAACGUAGAAAUGAGAAUAAGGCCAGGAGAUAAGAGGGCUCUCAACGGGAAUAAAUGUGGACCCUCAGCAGUGGUUCAGCAUCGUUGUUCAGGAUCUUCACUGCACAAUGUACGGACUCAUCUUCGCUCUGCUCGUGGGCACCGCUGCGGCGGCCCCAUACAUGUAUGAGGACCACAUCGUGGGUGGCUCCGAGUGCGCUUCCCACUCGCAGCCGUGGCAGGUGUCCCUCAACAUCGGAUACCACUUCUGCGGAGGCUCCCUGAUCUCCAGCGAGUGGGUCAUGUCUGCCGCUCACUGCUACAAGACCCCGUCCCUCAUCUCUGUGCGCAUCGGCGAGCACAACAUCUUCGAGUCUGAGGGCACCGAGCAGAGGAUCCAGGCCUCCAAGGGGAUCCGCCACCCCCAGUUCAACUCAAGCACCUUCGACAACGACAUCAUGCUCAUCAAGCUGUCCUCGCCCGCCACCCUCAACCAGUAUGCGCAGGCCAUCCCGCUGCCCUCCUCCUGUGUCGGCACCGGAGUCAUGUGCACCAUCUCCGGCUGGGGACAGACCGAGACCAGCCUUGGCAAAUCCGCUGUCCUCAUGUGCGUCCAGGCGCCUGUGCUGAGUGACACCUCCUGCAGGAACUCCUACCCCGGUGACAUUACCAACAACAUGAUCUGCCUGGGAUACCUGGAGGGUGGCAAGGAUGCCUGCAAGUAUGACUCCGGCGGCCCCGUCGUGUGCAAUGGCCAGCUGCAGGGCAUCGUGUCCUGGGGUCGCGGCUGUGCCCUGCCCAACUCCCCCGGCGUGUACACCAAGGUGUGCAACUACAACUCCUGGAUCGCCAGCACCAUGGCUGCCAACUGA